AAUUCUCUCCAGUUCAGCCUCACCUAAUAAUAACAUUGUCUUUUUUUCUUACUUCACAUUUCCUGUAUUUAAUUAUACAUAGCGUAAAAUCCGCCAAGGAUCGCUUUCUAUUUUACAUUUGUAAUAUCAGGAAGUGUCAAGAGAACAUUUUCAUGACAUGUCCGCGGACCUCUUCGCCGCAUUCGAGGACGCCCCGAAGCCUCCUACGUCAAAAGAGGAACAACCGAAGCCCAUAACCCAGGCUUCUCCGUUUACCCCCAACCCUUUCUCUUUCGGAUUUAACAAUGCUGAAAAUACUAGCGCCCAAAUAGGACAACAUACCCUUGCUCCUACUCAGAAUUGGGGUAUUGGGCCAACAUCGCGAACCAGUCAGCUGCCGAGUACAUCAGGCACAAACAAUUUGACAAGCGCGCCACCGCAGCCUGCAGGUCAGUCAAAGGCCCAAGAGGUAAAAAAUGAAGAAGAUGACGACGAUGAUGGCUGGGGCGAUUUCGAAGUUGCACCAAAUGUGAGUCAAGCGCUUGUUGCUUCAUCGACGGGCGCGGAUCUAUCGGGAUCAACGGUGAAAAAGCCGCAAGACCCACCAACGUUACCGCGAACGAGGGUUGUGCGGGCGUCAACGAUCGAUCUCAUGACAAAUAGCCUUCUUGACUUCGCCAAUUCACCCGUUGCACAAGGUGGAACGAAGGUAUCAUCAUGGAAGGAAGCUCCAUCUAAACAGGCCAAAACACCUACGCCUAAUAUAGCACCCUCAAAAGCGCCCCAGAAAUAUUCUAAUGCCGACCCAAACGUCUUAUUCGACGCUGAUGACUUCGAUGGAGAUCAAAAGGAUGACGAUGACUUUGGGGAAUUUGAAACGGUCGCCUCUCCGGUCCAAGCAACUGGAGAUCUCCUAUCAAUUGAUUCAUAUUCAUCUCCAAAGAUCACGGAAACCCGUGCUUCCCAAAUGCUUUCCGGGUUAAAUCUAUCGGAAUCUGCUUCUUAUUCAAAACCACCACGAUCCCCCUCAUUCCAGGAUAGGAAUCCCUUUCCCGGGCUGGCUGUUUCUCCACCUCUAAAGACCAAAAAGCCACCUACAAACGAGCCAAAACCUUCGCCCGUGACCGCAUGGCCAUCUAUUGACCCGGCCAAUUCUAAGAACAACGAUGGUUUUGGCGAUGAUUGGGACGCAUUCGAUAGUCUCCCAGAUGAGAAAACCAAGCCCAAAUUGGACAACGACAAUUCAAAUUGGGAUUGGGACUCGAUAGAGCCAGCUCAAGAAAAAUCGACGACUAGCCGAAAACCUACAACAGCAUCGGCGCCUAAAGAUUCGUCUUGGGACUGGGACCCUAUUGGUACGAAAACCGAAAAGCAGGCCGACUCAUCAAAGGAUAGCUUGCCACCCACUAACAUCCCCCCACCGUCUAUAUUGUUGUCAGUAUUUCCACAGUUAUUUGAACAAGCGAAUACAUCGUUGUACAAGCCAGUGAGCGGACAGACUUUCUCCAUAAAGAACCGAAUUCUAUCGGACCCGAAGACUAUUGAUUUCCUGAGAGGUUACCUCGCCCUAGCAACAGUCGUGGCCCGCAUUAUCGCUGGUCGUAAGCUGAGAUGGCACAGAGAUAAGUUUUUAGCCCAAAGAAUGUCUAUAUCGGCUGCAGGAAGUAAAGGAAUGAAACUUGCCGGUGUAGAUAAGACACAAGCUGCUCACGAAGACCGCGAGGCGGCUGACGUUGUAGCCAAUUGGAAAGAACACGUAGGCCGUCUUCGCUCCGCUGUCGCCGCCGCCAAUUCAUCAAUCAAGAAUAGCGUGGAGCAAUUGAAAAUCCCCGAAAUUACCGAGUCAAUGCAUAUCCAGACCGAGAAGAUGGUGCCGACUGCACCUAAAUCAUGCAUGGUUUGCGGCCUAAAGCGCAAUGAGAGGGUUGCAAAAGUCGACUAUGAAGUGGAAGAUAGUUUUGGCGAAUGGUGGGUUGACCAUUGGGGACAUCUGGCAUGUAAGAGAUUCUGGCUACGGCACGAGAACGCCCUACGGCAGAGAUGAACUUCACGACAUAUCCUAGGAAAUUAGUCAAUCCGUACCGGACUAAAUUUAAUUCAAGUAUCUCCGGCUGUUAAUUGAACUAAGAACUAUGCUCGAUUUAAUAGUCGAGGUAGUUCGUACCGAGUUCGGUCACGGUAAUCAAGCGCGUCAAACACACCUGGUCACGAUGCUCGGACUUUCUUGAUUCAAGUGUCUCAAAGCGCACUUCUAGGAUAUGCCAUUGCGUCUACUACCAUCCUCCACGUGCAACGCUGGACGAGAUAUGAAUUACACGGAGAAAAAUGUUACAUAUCCAGAGUAGAGGCCACGCAUCUUAAACCGUUCACCAACAACACCUUCCGCAUAUUCUACCCCACAGCAAGCGACAAGCAGAUGUUUGCAAUGGUCUUGUAACCGACCAAUUGGUUUCCUCCGGACAAGUACCCCAUGUUCUCGGAUUCUUUCUUGAGGGGAUACAUCACAGCAAACAUUUCCUCGGAGCUUUUUCCCUCAUGGACUCGAAAUAUUUCGUUAGCUACCACGGUAAGUGGAGUGUGCCAUCAAUCCAGCAAAAUAUAGCAUCGUGAGUAUGCUUUGUUUUGUCUAUGGCACCCG
Messenger RNA from Hypoxylon trugodes, 2617 nucleotides. RefSeq lists its product as uncharacterized. The record is from RefSeq and is a predicted model, not a curated record. NCBI's taxonomy places the organism in Eukaryota, Fungi, Ascomycota, Sordariomycetes, Xylariales, Hypoxylaceae. The transcript has a single exon. Bases 158 to 2023 code for a protein of 621 amino acids.